This is a messenger RNA of Canariomyces notabilis, 487 nucleotides long. RefSeq lists its product as uncharacterized. Bases 100 to 351 code for a protein of 83 amino acids. The record is from RefSeq and is a predicted model, not a curated record. Lineage: Eukaryota; Fungi; Ascomycota; Sordariomycetes; Sordariales; Chaetomiaceae. The transcript has 2 exons.
CAAGGGGGACACAUUAACUUGUUCAUCUCCCUCACCUGAUCUGUUCGAGCAAACCAGAUCUGAAAAAGAACCCUGGUUUCUUGACGCAUAUUUCUGAGAAUGGAGGCAAUCCAAACCCACCCCGCGAACGCCGCGCAAGCCAAGGCCUUCACUGCGCCUGGUUCGCUCUCAUUUCCGGGAGGCGCCAGCGAAAUUUCGCAUCCGCAGGGCAAUGGACAUGCGACCAACGGCGCUCAGCAGCAGGGCGUUCAAGCCACUAACGGUACUGGGGUGACUCCCGCGACCCCCGCUGCGACGCCGGGAGCUGGAGGAAACACUGGCCCAAGUGGCAUCACUCCCACGCUCCAGUAGGAACCUCUACAGUCCCCAAGGCACUAAUGAGGCUGUGGGCUGACUGAUGCAGGAACAUCGUCGCUACGGUCAAUCUGGACUGCCGUCUAGACCUGAAGACGAUUGCGUUGCAUGCCCGCAAUGCGGAGGUACGUGU